Sapajus apella (tufted capuchin) is the source of this 640-nucleotide messenger RNA. Its product is annotated as short transmembrane mitochondrial protein 1-like. The record is from RefSeq and is a predicted model, not a curated record. Bases 41 to 184 code for a protein of 47 amino acids. Lineage: Eukaryota; Metazoa; Chordata; Mammalia; Primates; Cebidae. The transcript has a single exon.
AGCCGCCCUUCGCACCCUCUUCGCCCUCCCCACCGACAUCAUGCUCCAGUUUCUGCUUGGGUUGACAUUGGGCAAUGUGGUUGGAAUGUAUCUGGCUCAGAACUAUGACAUACCAAAGCUGGCUAAAAAACUUGAAGAAAUUAAAAAGGACUUGGAUGCCAAGAAGAAACCCCCUAGUUCAUGAGGCUGCCUCCAGCACUGCCUUCGGGAUACACUGAUGCUACUGCUCUUGAGGGCCUCCUUUACCACCUGAACCAAAAGCCUUUUUUUCAUCUUCAGCCUCAGUGCUCCUCUUCUUUGCUAGACCCUGUGUUUUUUGCAAGCAAAAUGGGGCCUCAAUUUGAGAACUACCCUACAUUUCCAACAUACUCACCUCUUCCCGUAUUCCCUUUCCAACUGCAUGGGAGGUCCUAAGACUGGAAUUAUGGUGCUAGAUUAGUAAACAUGACAUUUAAUGAAUAGUGUCUUCUUUAUUGUUUGCGAUUUUUACUACCUUUUGUCAAGAGAAAAACUGAUGAGUUUUGUGUAGCUGGUCAGAUACAAAUAAUAGUGACUUCACAGUUUAGCAGUUAUAAUGGGUACUUGCUAAACAUUUGAUACUAAAUUAUGUUGCUGCAAAGUAAUUAAAAUUAAUAUCUUA